AUGGAUGAUUUUGAAUAUUUAGGAUAUAAAACCAAUUUAAUAACCUAUGGAAUCAACGAUGAACAUAAAAAAGUGAUUGAUGAAUUUGUUUCGAGAUCAUCAAUACAAAGACUACACAAUCUUUUGUUUUUCAGUAGAAAUUCAGUUGCAUGUUUCUCUGUCGUUCCAAAUGAAAUCUUUGAUGAAAAGCGAUGCAAGAGUCUAACGCGGUACCUUUGUCAAUCUCCGAACGAAUCACACGACCUUCCCCACAAAAAAGUUUAUGAUCUACUCAAACCUCGUUCUGACAUCGACUCUGGAACAAAGAACUUUUUUCAUACAACUUGUCGAAAGAAGUUAAAGUUGAUUGAAAUUAAAAAAUUUAAAAUUCCAAAAUUGGAUGCCCUACAAAAGAUAUAUUCUGAAACUCUAGAGGAAAUGAUGGAGAAAACAUUCAAGAGUUCAAAGAGAAAGAGUGAAUCACAAGGAUCUAGAAAGAAUUCAAUUGAUAAAGAUAAAGAUAAAGAUAAAGAUCAAGAUAAAGAUCAAGAUAAAGAGAAUGGACAACAUAUAAAUAACAAUAUCAAUCACAAUGAUGAUUAUCAACUACAAUCACAACUACAAUCACAACCAAAUCCUUUUAAUAAAGUAACAACAGCACCUAUUAUUAUUAAUCAACACUAUGAUGUUGACAACAGCAACAUUCAAUCAAGGAUUUCAAGUGGAACACGCACACCUUCAUCGUCAGUCACAACUUCUCCACUAAUAUCAUCAUCAUCAUCAUCAGCUGCUCAACCAUCUCAAUCACAAUCAUUAUCAUUAUCAUCAUCAUCACCAACUUUAUCUAAAUCAUUACUCUUUCCAUCAUUACCACCUAGUAUGAAACCACAUCCGCCUUUAUCAAAAUUACCAUCUACUACUAGACCAUCAUCAUCACAACCAUCGACAAAAUCACAACCAACAACAAUAUCAACUACAUCGACAUCAUCGUCAUCAUCAACUAUAUCAACUAUAUCAACAACUACAAGUGGUAUUGUACAUUCACAAUUAAAAUCAAAUGGUUUAAUAGUCAAAACAGAUCUAGUUAAUCUACAUAGCGAAGAUGAUGAAGUUGUUCAAUCAAAAGCACAGACCGAGCAGAAAUCAAUCUUAUCUAUAGCAGGAAUUCUCAAUAUAAUCAUUUAUUUAUUAUUUAUCUUCAUUUGA
Molecule: messenger RNA, 1185 nt
Organism: Heterostelium album PN500
Lineage: Eukaryota; Evosea; Eumycetozoa; Acytosteliales; Acytosteliaceae
Exons: 2
Coding region: 1-1185 (394 amino acids)
Source: RefSeq, a predicted model, not a curated record